Molecule: messenger RNA, 827 nt
Organism: Quercus robur (English oak)
Lineage: Eukaryota; Viridiplantae; Streptophyta; Magnoliopsida; Fagales; Fagaceae
Product: 60S ribosomal protein L12
Exons: 1
Coding region: 148-648 (166 amino acids)
Biological process (GO): translation
Cellular component (GO): cytosolic large ribosomal subunit; ribosome
Molecular function (GO): structural constituent of ribosome; large ribosomal subunit rRNA binding
Source: RefSeq, a predicted model, not a curated record
GCGAAAACAGACAUUUGAAGUGAGAUUCAGCAAAACCCUAGCCUUUUUAUAUUUUUGCUAACUCUUACUCUCUCGCUUCGCUUCUCUGAAACCCUAGCUUUCACAAAGUAGCAGCCUCAUCAUCCCGACCCAAAAUCCCAAUCAACAAUGCCGCCGAAGCUCGACCCCUCCCAGGUCGUCGAUGUGUACGUCCGAGUCACCGGAGGUGAGGUCGGUGCCGCGAGUUCACUCGCCCCAAAGAUCGGUCCGCUAGGUCUCUCGCCGAAGAAGAUCGGAGAAGACAUAGCGAAGGAGACUGCGAAGGACUGGAAGGGCCUGCGCGUGACGGUGAAGCUGACUGUGCAGAAUCGUCAGGCCAAGGUGUCGGUGGUGCCAUCGGCGGCGGCUCUGGUCAUCAAGGCUCUGAAGGAGCCGGAGCGUGACCGGAAGAAGACGAAGAAUAUCAAGCACAACGGGAAUAUCUCCCUCGACGACGUCGUUGAGAUCGCCAAGGUUAUGCGCCCUAGGUCCAUGGCCAAAGACCUCAGUGGCACCGUCAAGGAGAUUCUCGGCACGUGCGUCUCUGUGGGCUGCACGGUCGAUGGGAAAGACCCUAAGGAUUUGCAGCAGGAGAUCUCCGAUGGUGACGUGGAAGUCCCUCUGGACUGAGAGAGAUAGAGAGAGAGACAGAGAGAGAGAGAUAGAGGUUCUUCUUCUAUUUUAAUUUUGAAAAAAACAAAAUCGGAUAUUUUGGGAAUUUUGUGAUAUUUCAAGGUAAUUAGAUGAAUUGGAUGGAUAAUUAUUUAGUUUUUUCUUAUGAGGAAUUAUGCUGUUUGAGUUUGAUUUAA